GUCAACUGUUAAAAAAAAAUACACAAAACAAAGGCAUUAUCAAUUUCUCCAAGAAAACUACACACAUUUUGCCAUGAUUAUUCUAUUUCUUCACCUUUCAUUUUCCUUCAAUUCCUGGAUUUCUAUAUAACCCCCAAACAACAAACAACAUUGUUUCGUCUUCCAAGUUCCUCCAACUCAAUAAACACACUGACCCCUCCAUUGUAGCUCAAGUUUCCAAGGUGCAACAAUUGAUCACGGUGGUUAGAGCUGGUACAAAAGGGUUUGUACAGGUUGAUGAUAUACACUUCAAGAACUAUCCAGACGUCAUCUCUUCCUUCUUUUAAACUCAAAUGAUACACCUCCCUCAGCUUCACUGAUUAUUCUCCCAACACUAUAAGCAUCAUCAAUAUUAGCUGGAUUUGGAUCCGUACUUCUUUUUUUGGUAUGCAUUUUUGCUUCUUCGUUUUCAAAACAAUAAUCCUUUCAAUCUAUUAAAAAAAAUACGAUUUUUAUUUUGGGACGGAAUAUGUAUACCGAGCAUAAUGCAUUGCACUUGUGUGUGUGUGUAUAUAGAGCUUGAUAUUGUUUUAUGUUUUGUCCCAAUUUUCUGUUAGGAUUUGAAGCGCCCCUUUUGACGUAUUGUCAUUUUCUCUCUGCUUUGGUAGGUGAUAAUUAGUACUCCUUUUGUAACAAAUGGAUGGCUUGGAAUUGGAUUGGGUUGGUUCUUCAGCUUCGUGGGAGAAUCCUCCAGUGCAACAGCAAUUCAACUCCACAGCAAUACAAGACAUUUUCCAUUCAAUUCAACUCAUCCACAAAAACAACAGCAAACCUCCAGGCAAUCAAAUGUUUCAGCAAAAUUCAGCACCAGCAUUUGAUCAUCACCAUCAUCAUCAGAUUCAACCCAAUAUUUCAAGCUGGAAUCUUCCUCAACAGAAAGAUGCAACAACAAGAGGAGUACCUGAUCAGAUAUGUUCAGAUGAUUUCAUGAUGAACCAAUUCAGCAGCACUGGCCUAAUAGUCUCCGGCGACUCCCUCCAGGAAGCGAAAGCCGGAUUAAUAAGGGCCGCGAGAACGACAACGGCGGCUACAAGAGGAGGAGCCCUUGAUUGUUUGAUUUCAGCAUCAAGCAGCAACACAGAAAACAACAACAACAACUCAGUUCAUGAAGAUAAUCAUCAUGAUGAUCAUGAAUUUUCCAUGAUUUUAUCAGAAUACAACAAAAACCUGUGGAAUUUCCAACCCUUCAAUACUGGCGUUUCAUCAGGUGAAUCUGCCUGUAACACUAUAAACGAACUUGAUGAAACAGCAUCCCACAAUUCAACAGGCCAAUUAACUCAUCAAAAACCUUCCACCAAAAGAACCAGCGAAACCCUACAACUCAAACCCGAUAUUAAUUCAGCAACCGAGCAAGCCGCCACUACUUUCCAGCUUAUUUCAGAUCAUGAUCAAAACCCUCCAAAAUCCAAAAAGCCCAGAUCAGAAAAACGCUCAAACAACACUUCAUCAUCAACAAACACCACCAUAAGCUUUCAGCUUCAGCCAAACAAUUCCUCAGCAGUUUCAAUAUCAGGAGGGGAGCCUGAUUCAGAAGCCAUUGCGCAGAUGAAGGAAAUGAUUUACCGGGCGGCAGCAUUCCGGCCGGUGAAUUUCGGGACGGAGUUAAUGGAGAAGCCGAAAAGGAAAAACGUGAGGAUAUCAAGUGAUCCGCAAACAGUGGCGGCAAGGCAAAGGAGGGAAAGAAUCAGUGAAAGGAUUAGGGUUUUGCAGAAGCUGGUUCCAGGAGGAAGCAAGAUGGAUACAGCAUCAAUGCUGGAUGAAGCAGCAAAUUAUCUCAAGUUUCUCAGGUCACAAGUUAAAGCAUUAGAAGCCUUAGGAGGUAGCCACAAGAAUAAUAAUGGUACUACUAACACUGUUAAUGAGUUUGCCAGUUUUUCUUCCCUCCCAUUCAACCACUCAUUUCCAGUGCUGACAUCUCAGUUUCCCAUCCACACCCCUAAUUAUGUUUUUCACAACCACCCAAAAAUUUGAGAUUUUUUUUUUUUUUCUCUUCUUGUUCUAUCUAUCUACUAUAUUUCUAGCUAGCUAGUUAGCUAAUUCUAUUAACCUCACAAAAUAUUUCACUAAGAGUAUGCAAGAACUCUUUGUAUUUAGUAUUUUGUUUUCAUUAAUUGAUGACUCCAAAAAUGAGAGAUGUUAUUUUCUUUUGGGAGCCAUUUUUAUUGAUCAUGUUUAUUGAUGAUCAUUGGAAGAAG
Oldenlandia corymbosa var. corymbosa is the source of this 2234-nucleotide messenger RNA. The record is from the annotation of a GenBank genome assembly. Lineage: Eukaryota; Viridiplantae; Streptophyta; Magnoliopsida; Gentianales; Rubiaceae.